AUGAUGAAUACUUUAUAUGAUAACCACUGAAAAUUUAGCAUGCAUCACAUUCAAAUGGAACCUGAAUGAAAUGAAACAAGCUCGUCUUUAACAGUGGUUGUGGAGUUGGUUAAUUCGUAUAAUAAUAAUCACUGAAAUAAUUUUAAAAUGUGAUAACUAGAUGAGAUAUUUUUCUGCUUGAACGUGCAAAGUUAAAAAUACUUUUCUGGUCAAAUUUAUUUUUGUAUUGCCUCCUCCGAUACGGUAUACCAAGAAUAUUUUUUACUAUGGCUGCGAAUAUUUUCCCACACUGUCUCUCUAAAUGUACUAGAGAUAUUUUUUGUAAGAAUCAAAAAUCUUGUUUCCAAAGAGGUAUUGUUUCAUACUGCAAUAGAUAUCAAGAUGAAAUAAUUAAUUCUGGAUAUAUGAAGUCAUUAUGGAAGCAUGUAACUUUUCGAAGCUUUUCUCGAAAUCCCAAAUCAUGGUUUAAAAAUAAAAGAACUUAUGAAGUUGUUACUCCAGGUGAAGUUGGUACAAAAAGGCAGAUCCCAGAUUAUAUUCUUAAGCCAUCAUAUUAUGAUACUGGAAUUGAAAUAGAACCUAAUAAUAUUGAAAUUUUAAGUAAGAAUAGUAUUGAGAAUAUCAGACAGUCCUGUUCUUUGGCUAGAAUUGUUCUGCAUGAAGUGGAAAAGUUUAUAAAACCUGAUGUGACUACAGAUGAGCUAGAUGCUAUUGCUCAUGACACCUGCAUCAAGUAUGGGGCUUAUCCAUCUCCUUUAAACUACAGAGGUUUUCCAAAGUCCAUUUGUACAUCAGUGAAUAACAUUGCCUGUCAUGGUAUUCCUGAUGAUCGAAAGUUGAAAGAUGGGGACAUAAUAAGUGUAGAUAUUAGUGUAUACUAUAAAGGCUUCCAUGGAGAUUGUGCUUCAACCUGUUUAGUCGGCAAUGUUGAUGAAAAAGCCAAGAAGUUAGUCAAAGUCACUGCUUUGUGUCUGCAAGAAGCAAUCAAAAUAUGUCAUCAUAAACAGUAUUUUUCAGCAAUAGGUAAAACAAUUAGUAAAAUUGCAGUGAGUCAUGGGUUUUCAGUUGUUCCUGCCUUUUGUGGUCAUGGCAUUGGUUCAUAUUUUCACUGUCCACCUUCCAUUUUACAUUAUGAAAAUGAAGAAGAGGGGCAGAUGCUGAAAGGAAUGAUAUUUACUAUAGAACCUGUUAUAUGUGAAGGCUCACCUGACAUUGUGAUAUUAGAAGACGGAUGGACAGCACAGACUGAAGACGACAGCAGGAGUGCCCAAUUUGAACAUACAAUUCUAAUUACUGAUGAUGGUGCUGAAAUACUGACAGUUCCUGAUGUUUUCAUUAAGCAUCAGUAAUAUAUUAAUAAGAAUAAAGAGGUGGUUUUUUGCUGCA
This is a messenger RNA of Argiope bruennichi, 1386 nucleotides long. RefSeq names its product methionine aminopeptidase 1D, mitochondrial-like. The transcript has 7 exons. Gene Ontology annotation, biological process: proteolysis. The coding region runs from base 267 to 1349 and encodes 360 amino acids. NCBI's taxonomy places the organism in Eukaryota, Metazoa, Arthropoda, Arachnida, Araneae, Araneidae. The record is from RefSeq and is a predicted model, not a curated record. Gene Ontology annotation, molecular function: metalloaminopeptidase activity.